Messenger RNA from Plectropomus leopardus (leopard coralgrouper), 2588 nucleotides. It is a transcript of the gene dnajc16, whose product is annotated as DnaJ (Hsp40) homolog, subfamily C, member 16. Lineage: Eukaryota; Metazoa; Chordata; Actinopteri; Perciformes; Serranidae. The record is from RefSeq and is a predicted model, not a curated record.
CUUCGCAGCAGCAGGUUGUGAGCUCGUCCUGGAGGAGCUGUGGGAUGCUGCCGAACACACCCUGAACAUUUAGCUGUCUGUUCACAUCAGCGUUCACCGACAAGCUGGACAACAUCAAAAUCUUCACCAAAUAUGUGGCGUAGUACCGGCUGACUGCAUCUGCUUCAGGUUUCUGUGAUGGCAGGGUCAAAGAUGUCUGUGCCUCUGGCUGUAGUGGUGAUCCUCUCAGUGCUGCUGACAGGAGCAACACUUGCUGGGCCUGAGAUGGACCCAUACAAAAUCUUGGGAGUAACCAGGAGUGCAAGCCAAGCUGAGAUCAAGAAGGUCUAUAAGCGUCUUGCAAAAGAAUGGCAUCCUGACAAAAACAAAAAUCCAGGUGCUGAGGACAUGUUUAUCAAGAUUACCAAAUCUUAUGAGAUCCUGUCCAGUGAAGACAAACGUGCCAAUUAUGACCGUUAUGGGCAGACAGAUGACACCCAACCACACGGCAGCGCCCGCUAUGGUCAUCGCCAAGACAGCUUUUACUUUGACGAGUCCUUCUUCAACUUCCCUUUCAACAGCAAAAACCAUAGGGACUUUGCUGACAGCAAGUACACGUUGCACUUUAACCAGUAUGUCAAUGACGUGGUGCCUGACAGCUACAAGAGACCGUACCUGAUAAAGAUCACCUCUGACUGGUGCUUCAGCUGCAUCCACAUCGAGCCUGUGUGGAAAGAGGUGGUGCAGGAGAUGGAGACUCUAGGUGUGGGGAUAGGCGUUGUGGAUGUUGGCUAUGAGAGACGGUUAGCCAAUCACCUCGGUGCUCACCGCACCCCAUCAAUACUGGGAGUCAUAAAUGGCAAAGUGACAUUUUUCCAUUAUGCUGUAGCAAAGGAGCACCUUAGGCAGUUUGUGGAAGAUCUUCUUCCUCAGAGACUAGUGGAGUGGGUCACCAACAAGAACGACCUGCAGUUCUUGAGCAGCUGGCAUGAACUCAACAAGCCACACGUGCUUCUGUUCGACCAAGUGCCUGUAGUUCCUCUGCUUUACAAACUGACAGCUUUUGCUUAUAAAGACUACUUGCAGUUUGGCUAUGUGGACCAGGGCCUUUCAGAGACUGCUAAUCUGCAGAAACAGUUCAAUAUCAACACUUAUGCUCCGACCAUGUUAGUCUUCAAAGAGAACAUAGACAAGCCGGCUGACAUAAUACAGGCUAAAGGAAUGAAAAAGCAAAUUAUCGAUGAGUUCAUGUCAAACAACAAAUUCCUCCUUGUGCCACGGCUGGUCAAUCAGAAGCUCUUUGAUGAACUCUGUCCUGUCAAACAGUUCCAUAGACGCAGAAAAUACUGUGUCCUGCUGAUCACAGGUGAUGAAGAGACCUUUUCAUUUGGAAAUCAGGCGUUUCUAUCAUUUGCCUCUACCAACACCAAGGAAGUUGUGAGAUUUGCAUAUGUGUAUCAGCGGCUACAGCAACCUCUUUGUGACAUCCUCAUGCAGAACAAGGACAGCACACAGUCACCAGCACAGGUGGUGAUCCUUGAAAGGCGUAAUGCUGCAGGGAAGGCCUUGUUCAAGCCAGUGACUGCCUGGAACGGCAGCGAGGAGGAUAAACAGUGUCUUCUGGAGGAGCUGCAGCGACUACAAAAGGACCCCUCCAUCCUCGUCCAUGAUGCCAUGCUGCCUGAGCUCAACAACGAGUUUGCCUCUAUGUUUGUAAUCCGAUGGAUCUAUGCAUCUUACGAUUACCUCUCUGAAGUCAUCGAUGAUAUUCUGCACAACAACUGGCGUGAGAUGAUGCCUCUUCUGUCCCUCAUCUUCUCUGCCUUGUUUAUCUUGUUUGGAACUGUGGUCAUCCAGGCCUUCAGUGACUCAAGUGAAGAUAAACAGACUAAACCAAAGGCAAAGGAUGGAACAAAAGCAGAAAAUGGGUCUCCAGGGACCAGCAGUACUUCAAGUCGGCCUCCGAAGAAGAAUUUUGUGGAGGUGACAGAGCUGACGGAUAUCACUUACAUGAGCAACUUGGUAAAGCUGAGGCCAGGACACAUGAACAUAGUGCUGGUGCUCACUGAUGCCUCCAAAAACAUCCUGCUUAGCAAGUUUGCCAAAGAGGUGUACUCCUUUACCGGGAGCCUGACGCUGCAUUUUUCCUUUCUGAAUAUCGACAAGCACGGCGAGUGGAUGAACACACUGCUGGAAUACGCCCAGGACGCCAUGCAAAUCGAUGCUGAUGAGGAUGACGCGGGAAACCACAAGAUGGACUACACUGGCUAUGUGCUGGCACUGAACGGCCACAAAAAGUACCUCUGCCUGUUUAAGCCCGUCUACACUGGGGAAGACCUCGACAGUAAGUCAUCUGAAGAUGAAGGUGGCACAUCAGGGGGGAGGUCGAGGUCCAGUUCCCGCGACGACCACCCCCCGCGCAGAUCCAACCGAUCCCGCAGCUUGUCCACCCUGCAGAUCCACCACAAACUGGACCGCCUGGGGUUGUGGAUGGAAAGACUCAUGGAAGGCACUUUGCCUCGCUACUACAUCCCCUCGUGGCCAGGACUGGACAAGAUCACCCCCAGUAAAUAGAUGGUGGUGAGUUAGGACUGUCACACUGAAAUGAC